Molecule: messenger RNA, 1621 nt
Organism: Puccinia graminis f. sp. tritici CRL 75-36-700-3
Lineage: Eukaryota; Fungi; Basidiomycota; Pucciniomycetes; Pucciniales; Pucciniaceae
Exons: 5
Coding region: 239-1288 (349 amino acids)
Source: RefSeq, a predicted model, not a curated record
CUCGCGAGCCGCAGAGCACGGCGAGGGACUCACGCCGGUCCCAUUCACCACCUCCCUCCGAGUCUGAGCUCUCCCUCCGCUAAUAUAUUAUCCGAAUCCGUCCCGAUGGCAUUGGUUGUCGUCUCCGGCUUUCCGUGCUCGGGGAAAACCACUCGAGCACAUCAAAUCAAGGAAAUGUUAGAGUCGAAGAUCAAUGAGGCAGGCGGUGAUCUUGCCACAAGGAAUGUGAUCGUGAUCAAUGACGAGUUACUGGGGGUGUCUCGCUCUGCGUACGAUGGUGAGCUGCUCGGUUAAGCCGGGGUGGUCGUGGCUGUUGAUGGGGUCGAAUUUGACGAGCAUUUCCAGGAUCACAGAAAGCAAGACGGAGAAGGUGGCCCGGGCAAGUCUACUAUCCUCCACCAUUCGUAAACUCAGCAAGGAUCACAUCGUGAUUUGUGAUGGGAUGAACUAUAUCAAGGGCUUUCGAUACCAGUUGUACUGCGCUGCCCGGGAAGCCGGGGUUCGGACAUGCACGAUUCACGUAGCCAACCUACAGGCUAACUGUCUAGCCUACAAUGCCAAACUCCCUCCGGAAUCUUGCUACAAGGAAGAAACUAUCCAGAAUCUGUUCACUCGUUAUGAAGAACCCAAUUCAAGCGUUCGAUGGGACUCUCCCUUGAUUGUAUUCCCUUGGUGCGAUUCAUUGGUGUCAACAGCAGAUGACGGUGUGGCUGGCGACAAUGCGCCAGGCCUCGCUCAUAAACUGCAAGGUCUUCGGGUCCUGGGUAAUGACGGGGAAGAACAAGAUUCAACAACAGCCCGACCGCUGGGUUCAGAGCCACCCAACCAAUCAGCUGCACCUGAGGGGAUCAAGUCCAGCCAAUCAACAAAAGAGGGUGCGCGUUGGUCGAGGAUUGCGGAGGACAUAUGGACAGCAAUCACCAAAGGCGAUCUCAAACCUGUCCAUGCUGCGGUGAAAACGGCUACGCCAACGUCAACCAAUUUCCUCCAUGUCUUAGAGAUUACUACGACUUCAGUACUCACCAGCCUCCUGUCUGCCGUAAACGAGUCUCAGAAUCGAUGCGGUCUUGUAUCAUUUCCCUGCGUGCUCCCCCACUCAGGGAAAUCCUGCGUAUUCUCAAUCAAUAUCCCCAUGGGAAAGACUGUUAACGUUGGAGUCUUACAGCGGCUGAAGCGACAAUACACUACGAUGCACAAGCAGGCUAACGCUGCUGGACGAGGAACUUCGUCCCACGACGAGGAUGGAAUCGCGGACAGCUUUGUAAAAUAUGUACAGGGUGCAAUUUGAGAAUUUGCCAAAUCUUGCCUCUCCGGCACAUCUAUGUAGUAUCAUAGCUUGACGGAUGACCUGAGAUACGGAGCUCGAUGGAAUUUCGUGUGUACUAUCAUGCCGCCGCAAAUGAAUUCACUUGGAACCAUACUUGUGAUUUUAUAAUGUCACCCCAAACCUUGAUCAAAUCAGUGGUAACCAUUUUGAACCACAGAAGAGCUUUUGAAUUUUUAUUUUUUACAAAUCAUGCAACCAUCAGUUUCCCUAUCAGAAAACUCGGCGUUACUUGAACCAAAAUUAUCCUACCCAUAAAUCUCUGCCAAACUGUCAGAUCCCUUGUGGUUCAAUCAU